Molecule: messenger RNA, 887 nt
Organism: Corylus avellana
Lineage: Eukaryota; Viridiplantae; Streptophyta; Magnoliopsida; Fagales; Betulaceae
Product: Cysteine/Histidine-rich C1 domain family protein
Source: RefSeq, a predicted model, not a curated record
UCAUCUUUACCAUAUAACCACAAAAAUUAAGCCAUGAAAUACAACGAAAUAUUAUCCCACUUCAGCCACCCUCAACACACUCUCAAAUUUGAGUACACAGAAUUCCCAUUCAAGUGCGAUGGCUGCAAGGAAGUAGGCAUUGGGUCGCGCUACAGAUGCGGCAUGUGUGACUUCGACCUCCACAUGCACUGCGCAAUCCCUUCCUCCUCCAUCGUCCAUCCUUUCUACACAAAAUGCUCCUUCCAGUUCCUCUCCCGGCCACCCGGAAACGUUCCGCGAUUCUGCAACGCGUGCGAAAAGGACAUCAAGGGUUUCGUCUACCACUGCAAGUCGUGCGGGUUCGAUCUCCACCCAUGUUGCGCCAAGCUCCCCAUGGUACUCGAUGACGGAGAAGUCAAGUUGUAUCUUUAUAGGAAAGUGAGCUCGGCGUGCCACAAGUGUGGGCGGAAGGGGCGGAGCUGGAGCUAUAGGUCUACGUGCAAGAAGUACAAUUUGCAUGUGGCGUGUGUGAGGGAGAUGUUGAUGGAAAGCUGGCCGGAUAUCUACGUCGGACGUGGAAAAGCUAGGAGCAUCGAGACCAGAAUUCCUAGCCUUAAAAAUACGCUUCAGAACCACCACCAUAAGAGCAAGGGGAAGGUGAAAAAGUGUUGUGAGCUGGCUGGAUUAGCCGUGCAGUUUGUUAUAUCGGCGGUGCUCGGAGAUCCGACGACUCUGAUUGCCGGAGUUAUUGGGUCCUUCAUGCGAGGAUGAUGUGUGCAUGGUUGGUUGAAUCGGAAUGGGAUUUUGCGGGUUGUGGUAUGUUUGGUGCGUGUGCUUGUGCUUGUAGGUUAUAUUAACGUUGAAUCUGGGUUUAUAUCUCGUGGAUAAUGGUCAUGUAUGUAAAUAAA